UACAUAACUACCAUACAUGACAUAACCACCCCAUCAUCAUCACAUUAAUGCACAUUCACCUACUAUGAGUAACUUCCCUUCUCACCUUCUCCGUCCCCUAUAAAUAUCCCUGCCUUUUACCCUUCUUCUCUCCGAUUAUUUCGCAUAUCUCACUCACGCACUCCGUUAGCAAAAAACCGCUCCUCAUCACUCACAAUGGGCGAGAACGAUGAGAACAAUAACCAAAAAGGCAAGAAGAAGGGCAACGAAGACUCCAAGAACAACAAAGAGAAGACUGCUGUUACUAUUGUUUUGAAGAUUGAUAUGCACUGUGAAGGCUGUGCUUCCAAAAUCGUCAAAUAUGUUCGCGGCUUUGAAGGUGUUGACAAGGUGAGAUCAGAGACUGAUGCAAACAAGCUAACGGUGGUUGGAGCUGUGGAUCCGUCAAAGAUUCGAGAGAAAUUGCAGCAAAAAACUAAGAAGGUGGUCGACCUCAUCUCUCCACUGCCCAAGAAAGAGAACAACAGUAAAGACUCCAAGCAAGAGAACAAGAAAUCUGAUGAUAAGAAACAAGACAAAGAUAAAAAACCAAAGGAGGCUCCGGUUACGACGGCGGUUUUGAAGGUGAAUUUGCACUGCCAGGGUUGCAUUGAAAAGAUUCAGAAGGCUGUGGGCAAGACGAAAGGGGUUCAGGAAAUGUCAAUAGACAAGCAGAAGGAACUUGUGACGGUGAAGGGGACGAUGGACGCGAAGGCUCUUGCGGAGGUGUUGAAGGAGAAAUUGAAGCGAAGCGUGGAGGUGGUGCCAGCGAAGAAGGAGAAGGAGAAGGAGAAAGAGAAAGAGAAAGAGAAGGAGAAAGAUAAGGAGAAAGAGAAGGAGAAGAAGAAGGGAAAUGGAGGUGGUGGGGAGACUGAAGGGGGUGGGAAGAACAAGAAGGGCGGCGGAGGAGACGGCGUCGGAGGAGGAGAGGUUGGCGGCAAUAAAAUGGAAGAGAUGAGAAUGGAUGGGUACAUGAUUGGUCAGGCUGGACAUUGCGGGUACUGGUACGGGCAUCCGAGUGAGGUGCAUGCUCCACAAUUGUUCAGUGAUGAGAACCCUAAUGCCUGCUCCAUCAUGUGAAUAAUAAUUAAAAAAAAGUAUUAUUAAUUACAGAUGUAAAUGAGAGAGAGAGAGGAAAUUUUGGAUGUUUUGAAGGAUGUUAUUUUGAAUUGUAGUGGUGAUCGGUUAGUUUU
Carica papaya (papaya) is the source of this 1211-nucleotide messenger RNA. RefSeq names its product Heavy metal transport/detoxification superfamily protein. The record is from RefSeq and is a predicted model, not a curated record. Gene Ontology annotation, molecular function: metal ion binding. Lineage: Eukaryota; Viridiplantae; Streptophyta; Magnoliopsida; Brassicales; Caricaceae.